AUGAAUCUGUCGUUGACAAAACAUCUGCAGGAGUUAUCCAACGAUUUACUUGGGUUAUUAGAAAAAUCGGAGGAUUACAAUGUGAUAAUACGUGCCGGUGGCAAUUCCAAUUAUAAAGAAUUCAAGGCUCAUUCCAUACUCUUACGUAUUCGUUCCGGUUAUUUUAGAUCCGCGUUAUCCAGUGAGUUAACGCGAAAAUGCGAGGAACCCGUCGUGUUCAAAAAACCAAACAUACCUUCGGAAAUUUUUGAGAUUAUAUUAAAAUACAUGUACUGUGGGGUUGUUGAACUGGAAAAACUUGAUGGCGCUGAUCUGUUACGAUUAAUGCUGGCAAGCGACGAACUUCAACUUCCAAGUCUAAUAAUACAUGCUCAGGAACACUUGAUCAAGCACCAAUCCGAAUGGAUUAAACAAACUUUGGUACCAAUUCUUCAUAUCGUAUGUCACCGCGGAGCAUUCGAGAAACUUCGUGACUACACACUGAAAUACGUGUGCUCUCACUCAAAAGACAUAUUCGAAUCGAAAGAUUUUACGAGCUUAGAGGAAUCUAUAUUGCUUUAUCUUUUGAAACGUGAGGAUCUGAUCUGGGAAGAAAUUAAGAUUUGGGAACAUGUGAUAAAAUGGGGGAUUGCUAACACAAUGCAAACAAAGUUGCAUGAGGAUGUGAGGAAAUGGACUGACCAGGAUUUUGAAGCUUUGGAGUUCACGCUCCGUCGAAGUAUCCCAUUGAUUCAUUUCGUUGACAUCUCUUCCAGUGACUUCUUUAAUAAAGUGAGGUAUCCUUACCGAAAGUUAUUGCCCAGCGCACUGGAGGAACAGGUGCUUCGUUAUCACUUAGAUCCCGACAGCAGGACGCGUGAUGUGCUCUUGCCAAGGAAUAUUCCUCCGGAGCUUAUAGAAUCCAAUAUAAUUGACAGUCGCCAUACGGCAUUGAUAUCAAACUGGAUUGACAAAAUGGAUUUGAAAUUAAACUUUCAAAGGAAAAAUCCUUAUAAAUUUAAACUGCUAAUAAGGGCGAGUAGAGAUGGAUUCUCGGCAGAAGCAUUCCAUAGUAAGUGUGAUUAUGUGACUCAAACUCUGGUCGUGGCAAAAGUCAAAGGCACAAACCAAGUUGUGGGCGGAUAUAACCCGAUUCAAUGGAAUUACUCCGAGAGCCCAUCACGUGGAAGUAAAUCCUUCAGCAGGUUUGGGUGUACCCAAGACAGUUUUAUCUUUUCUUUCAACGACACGCAUAAUCCCACUAUGGCGCGACUCUCCCGAGUUGUGGAGUCACUAGCAGACGAGUCCAUCUAUUUCUCUGAUAGUUAUGGCCCAUGUUUCGGUCAAAGCGACUUACACAUGGUGGGUAAUUUUUGGAAUUGUCGAAAAGUUUCCUACGAAAAUGAGAUUUUACAAGAACAACCAAGUUUUGUGGCGGAAGAUUAUGAA
Acaulospora morrowiae is the source of this 1428-nucleotide messenger RNA. The record is from the annotation of a GenBank genome assembly. Lineage: Eukaryota; Fungi; Glomeromycota; Glomeromycetes; Diversisporales; Acaulosporaceae.